Aphanomyces astaci is the source of this 2022-nucleotide messenger RNA. RefSeq lists its product as hypothetical. The transcript has a single exon. Bases 30 to 1913 code for a protein of 627 amino acids. The record is from RefSeq and is a predicted model, not a curated record. NCBI's taxonomy places the organism in Eukaryota, Oomycota, Saprolegniomycetes, Saprolegniales, Verrucalvaceae.
GGAAUCACUCGUUCUUCCAAACCACUAUCAUGUGCGACGACGCCGCCAUCGACGCGGUCAGCGACUUGUCCGCGCAGGCACAUGCGCUGCUGGAGGAAGCUUCCAAGUUGACAAGCGCUGUGUCUGUGACGCUGACCAAGCUUCGCUCUGCCAGUUCACAUCCACAACAGCCGAGCCAAGACCAGGAGGCCACCGCCGGCAGGCCACGACUCGAUGAGGAGGCCACCGCAGGCAGGCCACGACUCGACGAGGAGGUAGCCCAAUCGAACGAUAAGGAGGCCACCGCCGGCAGGCCACGACUCGACGAGGAGGCAGCCAAAUCGAGCGACAACGACGCACAAGUCAUGCGCACGAUGGAGGCGCGGGUGCAACGUGCGGAAGAGAAGGCGUCCAAGCUGGAAAGCGCCUACCGCAGCUUGUCUGACAAGUACUUGCAGGCGAAGCACGAUCGCGACGCCAGUGUCCACCGGUUUUGGAAUUGGCUCGCGUGCCACGUUAGUGUCGUUGGCCCCGACCAGGCAUCCCUCUUGGCUCAAGCAUGGGGCUACGAGUGUGGCCGGGACGCUAGUAGCAGCCUCGAUCCAAACGAUGCAAACGAGUGCAAGCGACUGUUGGACGAGUUCAAGGCGUCGUCCGGGGUGUAUAUAUUGCCCAUUCCACCAGUGGUGUCUGCUCCAGCUUCGUUGCCGUCGGGGCAGUCAAAUCGCACGGUCGAUGACGGGGAGCCUCCCGACAAUCUUGAUGGCCCCACCCCCCAACUAUUAGGAAAUGCUUCGCCGCACCCCGAGCCUGGCAAGUGCGACGCGCCAGCAGACCCUUCAGCAGAAAGGAAAAAGUCGAAUGGAAUGGUUCACAUGAGCGAACGCAAAAGUCCGCCUACGGUCCACGACGAAGUCAAGACCCAGGCGGCAGUUGUUCCGGAGAGGCGACUCGGGUCCAUGGAUUUACUCCUCGAGGCGGCCACAGCCCGUCAACCCAUCACACGAGACAAGGUGGCUACACAUGGACUAGCAACCUCCUCCCAAUCUCAAGCAAAUAAUGCGACUAAGGCUGUGAACACCACGACGUCAGCAGCAUCUGCUGGCACUACUACCUCCCUCCCCACGCCAUUCGCUGGCCCCCAAGUUUCCAUGCUGCCGGCAACCCCAGCCAUGGCCACUGGUGGGGAUGCUUCCAUUGCCAGGUCCGUGAGCACCACCGAUCGAAACGGCUCAGCUCGGCCAGGCUGUUUUGGUGCUAGCUGCGUCGUUCGAGCAGUCCCCGCGGCUACAUCAUCCCUCGUCGUACACAUGACACACACCAAAGCAGCUCCCUCAAGUGCGUCCGGGCUCUCUCCGACUAACUCACUUCUAUCCCAUCACAAGGUCCACAAGCCAUUCACGUCAUCGCAUGAUUUCUCUACGGGUGAUGACGAUGGCGAGAAAAGUGCGGUCGACGGUUCCAUCCCGCUUAUACCUUCUCAUGUACUCUCCGUCAUGCAUUCUUCCCUUCGGGACCCGACGACGGGGCGCAAACUGUGUAAUUUCCCAGGCUGUGUCAAGUUUUCUCGCUGUCGGGGGGUGUGCACACAGCAUGGUGGCCGGCAGUACUGCGAUACCCCGCAGUGCGGCCGUGUGGUCCAGUAUGGAGGCAAAUGCACCACCCACGGCGGCGUUAAGCCGUGCGACGUCCCCGGUUGCCUCAAGUCUGUGCAGUCCCGAGGCAAAUGCAAGACUCAUGGCGGCGGAGAUCGGUGCAAAGCGCCAGACUGCACGAAAGGUUCCAUUUCGAACGGCUUUUGCCGGGGCCACGGAGGGGGGCUGCGGUGUUCCGUGGUUGGAUGCACAAAGUGGUCCCAGCGCCAAGGCAUGUGUGUGCGUCACCACCACAACCACGUCGCAGACAUUACGUCCGACAUGUCUGACAUGUCAUAGUCCAUACAAGUACUGGCCAUUGGAUAAAAGGCACGAACGCAGGAAUAGAAAUUCAUAAUUUUAUCCAAUGAUGACGCUGUUAGAGGCAUAUUUAGCCAAUUGAAAGGAC